Drosophila kikkawai is the source of this 781-nucleotide messenger RNA. RefSeq names its product transmembrane reductase CYB561D2. Gene Ontology annotation, molecular function: transmembrane monodehydroascorbate reductase activity; heme binding. Lineage: Eukaryota; Metazoa; Arthropoda; Insecta; Diptera; Drosophilidae. The record is from RefSeq and is a predicted model, not a curated record.
AUAAUGCCGGAGGGAUACACUAAAGCCACCGCCUGGCUUCAAAUCCAGAGCCUGCUGAACAGCAUUAACCACAUGCUCAUCUUCCUGGUGGCCGCAUUCUUCUUCGUCCUGGCGCGCAGCCUGAACUUCCAAGACACCGCCAUGCAUAUGUUCAUGACUGGCAUCGGAUUCCACGUCCUUAUCGCCCAGGCCAUGAUGUCACACUACAAAGUUAAUCCCGUCACUCGUUGGCUGUCGCACCGCAACAAGUCGCGAUUCCAUGCCAUCCUCCAAAUCGUAGGCGGCUCCAUGGUUCUGUUGGGGGGAAUUGGAAAGUUUUCGAACAAGGAUGUGCACUUCAACACAUGGCACGGACGAGUGGGCGCUACUGCCACCUUCGGCUGUGCGGCCAGCAUCGUCGGCGGUUUUGUUAAUUAUUUCCAGCCAAAGUUCGCUUUGAAGUUCUUCCCUCCAUCGGAACUGCGCUUUCGUCAUAACUUAUUCGGCCUCAUCACCUUUAGCGUGGGCAUGGGAGCCAUCUAUCUGGGCUACUACUCCAAGUUCUUCACCAAGUUUGUGGAUAACAACUUUAUUCCAGGCAUGAUGCUGGUCACUGCGCUGGUGUAUGUGCUCACCAUCAUCUCGCCGGUUCUCUCCCUGCUGACUAAGCUCAGGUAUAGGUCUAAGAAGAAGGCGGAGAAGCAGGUCCAGUAGAUCAGGGGCAGGAGGACGAGGCAGAGACCAUUGAGGCUUACACAGGACUUUGACAGUACAAAAAUAAAGAGCCUGGCGCCUUGCCAAA